AUGGCUUUUAAAAUCGCUUCUGGACUUUUAAAAUUAACUCAAAGGGUUAAGUUUGGUCGGAAUGUUUUAAUCUCGUCAACUUGCACCGGAAAAUUUACGGUUGAACACGACCGACACAACCGGCGCUUCAUCGUCGCUCCGCGCAGCGGCGCAGGGUCAGACAGCUGUGCAGUUCUGUCCUACAGGUUCACCGGGGACAAGGAGGUGGACCUGAUGUCCACAUUUGUACCGGAGACAUUUAGAGGUCAAGGUAUCGCCGCCUUGCUCUCACAGGCUGCUGUGGACUUCCUGUUGGAGGAGAACCUGAAGGCCCGGGUCUCCUGUUGGUACAUAAAGCAGUACAUUGAAGAACAGCCUCAGCAGGUGUACAAAGACCUCCUUAUCACCUGACUGUCCAUGGAUCGUCUGCUCUACAGACUUAAAUCAUGUUUUAAUUGAAUAUUUAAUGAAUCAAUGAACAGAUCUCGCAACGUUUGCUGGAGACAGGAUCCAGAUCCCGCUUAUGGAUAGAUUUAUCUAAUUAAUUGAUAAGUGCAUUAAUUAAAGCAGCCCUAAUAUAUAUAAUGUACAGUUUUACUUCCAGCAAAAAUACGACAA
Messenger RNA from Nematolebias whitei (Rio pearlfish), 597 nucleotides. Its product is annotated as protein NATD1-like. The coding region runs from base 1 to 390 and encodes 129 amino acids. The transcript has 3 exons. The record is from RefSeq and is a predicted model, not a curated record. NCBI's taxonomy places the organism in Eukaryota, Metazoa, Chordata, Actinopteri, Cyprinodontiformes, Rivulidae.